AUGGCUCUAGGGCCAGUUCGAUAUCUCCUGUUUGCUGUCACAGGACUGGCACUUUUCUUCCUGAUAUCGAGAAGCGCAAUCCCGAUCCCGGAGCAGAUCGGCUCGAAACUCAACUAUGGAUCCUCCUCGUCCUCGUCCUCUUCGUACUCCCAGAGCGAUGCCGCCGCCGCAUACUCAUCCAACAAGGUCAUCCCCGCGGCCGACCGCAUGAACGCAACCUUUGUCACCUUGGCCCGGAACAGCGACCUUUGGGAGAUGGUCAAGUCGAUCCGCACGGUGGAGGACCGGUUCAACCGCAACUAUCACUACGAUUGGGUGUUCCUGAACGACAAGCCCUUUGACGAUGAGUUCAUCAAGAUCACCUCGGCGCUCGUCUCCGGAGAAACCCAUUAUGGCGUGAUUCCCAAGGAGCAUUGGUCAUACCCCGAAUGGAUCGAUCAGGAGAAAGCGAAGAAGGUGCGGCAGGAGAUGGGCGAGAAGAAGAUCAUCUACGGCGAUUCGGAAAGCUACCGCCACAUGUGCCGUUACGAAUCGGGCUUCUUCUUCCGCCACCCGUUGAUGCUCAACUACGAAUACUACUGGCGUGUGGAGCCCAGCAUCGAGCUCUACUGCGACGUCCCGCUGGAUCCGUUCCAUUUCAUGAAGGAGAACAACAAGAAGUACAGCUUCACGCUCAGUCUCUACGAAUACUAUGACACGAUCCCGACCCUCUGGGACACUACGCAGAAAUUCGUCGGCGAACACCCGGAACACAUCUCGAGCGACAACUCUAUGGGCUUCUUGAGUGACGAUGGCGGCAAGACCUACAACAAAUGCCACUUCUGGUCCAACUUCGAAGUCGGAAGCCUGGAAUGGUUGAGAUCGAAGGCGUACAUCGAUUACUUUGAGACCCUGGACCAUGCCGGUGGUUUCUUCUACGAGCGGUGGGGUGAUGCCCCGGUCCACUCCAUUGCUGCCGGUCUGCUUCUCGACAAGGACCAAAUUCAUUUCUUUGAUGAGAUUGGCUACUAUCACGUGCCAUUCACCCACUGUCCAACCGAGGAGAAGAAGAGACUGGACCUGAGAUGCUCCUGCAACCCUAGCGAGAACUUUGAUUGGAAGGGUUACUCUUGCACAUCUCGGUACUUCCAGAUCAACAACCUGGACAAGCCCAAGGGCUAUGAGGCCCAAACCUGA
This is a messenger RNA of Aspergillus aculeatinus CBS 121060, 1176 nucleotides long. RefSeq names its product glycosyltransferase family 15 protein. Lineage: Eukaryota; Fungi; Ascomycota; Eurotiomycetes; Eurotiales; Aspergillaceae. The record is from RefSeq and is a predicted model, not a curated record. Gene Ontology annotation, cellular component: Golgi apparatus; membrane. Gene Ontology annotation, molecular function: alpha-1,2-mannosyltransferase activity. Gene Ontology annotation, biological process: protein O-linked glycosylation; protein N-linked glycosylation; cell wall mannoprotein biosynthetic process. The transcript is spliced from 4 exons. Bases 1 to 1176 code for a protein of 391 amino acids.